This is a messenger RNA of Helianthus annuus (common sunflower), 1748 nucleotides long. Its product is annotated as ATPase GET3B. The record is from RefSeq and is a predicted model, not a curated record. Gene Ontology annotation, cellular component: GET complex. Bases 251 to 1498 code for a protein of 415 amino acids. Lineage: Eukaryota; Viridiplantae; Streptophyta; Magnoliopsida; Asterales; Asteraceae. Gene Ontology annotation, molecular function: ATP binding; ATP hydrolysis activity. The transcript has 12 exons. Gene Ontology annotation, biological process: post-translational protein targeting to endoplasmic reticulum membrane.
UUCUUGCCCAAUAAGGCCAACCACCACCUUCACGCCCCGCUGAAGCUUGGCCGUUGUGGUGUUCGUGAGCCACUGUGGCUAGCACCCACGCUCACGGCUCCGCAACGCAUUGUCUAACUCGCUUGAGUUGGAGAUUGGUUGGUUAGGUAUACAUAAUACAAUCCCCUCCCAACUCUGUAGCGCUCUCUGCGAACCCACCCACCCCUAUAACCCAUACGACCUUCAAGAUUUUCCCCAAAAACGAAGCAAAAUGGCAAUAGCAGCAUCUUAUCACGCCACUAACUUCAUGUCUUCUUCUUCUUCUCCUCUUUCACCGAACCGCUUAACAUCGGUACCACGAACCGGGUUUAUUUCUUAUCCAACCACUUUCAAUCCAUACAAACUCGACGCCAUCUUCAGCUAUAGUGUUCGUUCCCGUUCAUCCAACUGUAAACAAUCAAGAAAGUUGUUUAAAGUGAGAUCCGCUGUAGCUCCUGCUGAAACCACAGCAGAGUUUGAUGAAAUGGUAUCCGGAACUCAAAGAAAGUAUUACAUGCUUGGCGGGAAAGGUGGUGUUGGUAAAACGAGCUGCGCUGCUUCACUUGCUGUGAAAUUUGCAAAUAAUGGUCAUCCAACUCUUGUGGUUUCAACCGAUCCUGCACACUCUUUAAGUGACUCCUUUGCCCAGGAUUUGACUGGCGGGACUCUUGUACCUGUUGAAGGACCUCUUUCUCCUCUCUUUGCUCUGGAGAUAAAUCCCGAGAAAGCAAGAGACGAGUUUCGUGAUGUAAGCAAGAAGAAUGGUGGAACCGGAGUUAAAGAUUUCAUGGAUGGCAUGGGUCUUGGAAUGCUUGCUGAUCAAUUAGGUGAGCUGAAGCUAGGGGAGCUAUUAGACACACCUCCUCCUGGUUUAGAUGAAGCUAUUGCAAUUUCUAAGGUUAUACAAUUUCUUGAAUCGCAAGAGUAUAGCAUGUUUACGCGUAUAGUUUUCGAUACUGCACCCACAGGUCAUACACUGCGGCUUUUGUCAUUGCCUGAUUUCUUGGAUGCAUCGAUUGGAAAGAUACUGAAGCUUAGGCAGAAAAUAUCAUCUGCUACUUCAGCCAUUAAAAAUGUAUUUGGGCAAGAAGAAACCCGUCAAGAUGCUUCUGAUAAGCUGGAGAAACUAAGGGAGAGGAUGAUUAAAGUACGCGAGCUUUUUCGCGAUACCGAUUCAACAGAAUUUGUUAUAGUGACAAUUCCUACGGUAAUGGCAAUCAAUGAAUCAUCAAGGUUGCGCGCUUCACUUACGAAGGAAAAUGUUCCUGUCAAGAGGCUCAUUGUUAAUCAAAUUCUUCCCCCGUCUGCUUCUGACUGCAAAUUUUGUGCUAUGAAAAGGAAGGACCAGACACGGGCACUUGAUAUGAUCCGGGAUGAUCCAGAGCUGUCUAGUUUGCUUCUGGUGCAGGCGCCUCUUGUUGAUGUAGAAAUCAGAGGUGUCCCAGCUCUUCAAUUCUUAGGGGACAUGAUUUGGAAAUGAAAAUAUAUCAAGUCUCAUCAGCUUGAUAAUUAAUGUUAAAGUUGGAGCCUUUGCACGAAUGGUUAGUCUUUUUAAGAUGAAUUUUAUUAACAGUUUUGGUUACAGGGUGAGACACACACAUACAGGGAAGGAGUAGCCAAGUUAAGCAACAAUGGUGUCCAAGUUUAGUUGUUUUUUAUCAUAAUUACGUAUAUAACAAUUUUUGUUAUGUGAUUAUUAUAUAUUAUACUACUUAAAAUAAAUUUUAUUA